This is a messenger RNA of Limanda limanda (common dab), 3586 nucleotides long. RefSeq names its product kelch-like protein 11. The transcript has 2 exons. The coding region runs from base 169 to 2325 and encodes 718 amino acids. NCBI's taxonomy places the organism in Eukaryota, Metazoa, Chordata, Actinopteri, Pleuronectiformes, Pleuronectidae. The record is from RefSeq and is a predicted model, not a curated record. Gene Ontology annotation, molecular function: protein binding.
UCAAAGAUCACGUGGGGCUCUCCCUGAGUUAGUGUGUCCGUGUUGUGUUGAGACCACACGUGUCACAAUGGACCUGUUGUUGUCUCCAUCAGCGGAAAGACACAAAUCACCUGAAGACGGAAGUGAGCUGCAGUUGUCAGUCCGGGCUUCGAACGCAGCAACGCAUGCAUGUCCCUGACUGACUGUUUGUUUACGUGUGUUUUCUACGUUUGCGAGUUCUUCCCCAAGAUCCGUCCGAGCCUCGGGCCGCCUCGGACCCUGGCCUCCUGCGGGGGGAUGGCUGCUGCUGCUGGGGUGGAGGAGCCGGAGGAGGACCGGGAGAACCGGAGCUGCGUGGCCGCAGCUCCGCUACCAGGUGCCGGGGAACCGGAGGAGGCCGAGGAGUUCACCUGCCCGACCCACCGCUCCGAGCUCUCCCGGCGGCAGGACGAGCAGCGGAGGGCGGGGCUGUUCUGCGACGUGACGCUGGAGUUCCGCUCCGGGUCCGGGUCCGGGGGGGGGGAUCGGGUCCAGACGCUGGCCGCCCACCGGUCGGUUCUGUCCGCGGCGUCGCACUACUUCACCCUGCUGCUGGGCGGACACUUCUCCGAGUCCCAGUCCGCCCGAGUGGAGCUGAAGGGCUGGAGCUCCGAGGGCGGCCUGGAGCCCGAGGCUGUGAGGGGGGUGAUCCAGUUCAUGUACACCGGGGAGAUCACGGUCUCCACCGCCAGUGUGCAUGAAGUCCUGGAGCUGGCUGACAGGUUCCUGCUGGUGCAGCUGAAGAGCUUCUGUGGAGAGUUUCUCAUGAAGAAGCUGAGCUUGUCCAACUGCGUGGCCGUGCACAGCCUGGCCCACAUGUACACCCUGGACCAGCUCGCCCUGGGAGCCGCCACCAUGAUCCGGAGGAACUUCCACGAAAUCAUCCGCAACGAGGAAUUCUUCACGCUGCCGUUUCACCUCUUGCGAACCUGGCUCUCGGACUCGGAAAUCACCGUGGAUUCUGAGGAGGAGCUGUUCGAGGCCGUGGUGAAAUGGGUGCAGCAGAACCCGGAGGAGCGAGAGAAGCACUUUGAGGAGCUGUUCGGGCUCUUGAAGCUGUCACAGAUUGCUCCCACCGCCCUGAUGCAGGUGGUGAGGAAGGAGCCCUUAGUGGCAAACAGUGCGUGCUGUCAGAAGCUGGUGUCCGACACCCUCGAGGUUCAGGCUGUUCACUUCGAGAGCCUCAAGUCUGCUGAUUUAGAGCUCUGUGCCUCCCACAUGACCGCCACCCAGCCACGGUUUGGCCAGAACAUGGACGUCAUCAUGGUCGUGGGUGGUGUUUCAGAAGGUGGAGAGUAUCUGAGUGAGUGUGUGGGCUACUUUGUCGCCGAGGACCGCUGGGUCAACCUGCCGCACAUUCACAACCACCUGGAUGGACAUGCUAUCGCAGUCACCGACAGCCAUGUGUACGUGGCGGGCUCCAUGGAGCCAGGCUACGCCAAGAUGGUGGAGCGCUACAACCCCAGCCUCAACAGCUGGGAGCAGCUCAGCAGCCUGAGCUCUCGCAAGCACUCCUUCGGCCUCACGUGUGUCAAAGAGGUUCUCUGCGGCAUCGGUGGCCACGGAAACUUCAGUCCAGGCUUUAAGGACGUCACCGUCUACAAGCCCGAGCAGGACGAGUGGCACAAUCUCGACCCGGCGCCAAAAAUACUACGAGAUGUCAAAACGGUGAGCGUGGAGGACCGCUACGUGUACGUGAUGGCCAGGACCCCUGUGGACCUGGACUUCGAGGAUGGGCUGAGCACGGUGACCACUUGCUACGACACGGAGAGUCACAAGUGGCAGGAUGUGGACUCACUGCCGCUCCUCGAUAACUACUGUGUCUUUCAAAUGGCCGUCGCGUCCACCAACUUCUACCACACGUCUUCCUGUUGCCCCAAGAACUACGAUGUGGCACAGGAGGCCGCUCAGCAGAAAAUAAGCAUAAACAUCUCCGACGACAUCCUGGACAGCCUCCCUCCAGAGGUCCUCGGUAUGGAAGGUGCGGCCAUCUGCUACCUGGCUGAGGACGUGUUCGUCAUUGGCGGCUGGAGGAACAGCACCAACAUGGACAAGCAGUACCGCAAGGAGGUCUACCGGUACUGUGCCGAAAAGAAGCGUUGGAUGCUGCUGCCGCCCUUACCUCAGCCCCGCUGUCGGGCGGCGGCCUGCCACGUUCGCAUCCCGUACCAGUAUCUGUACGGCUGCCAGCGCUACCCCAUGCCCCAGAACCUGGCUCGGCAGCGGGACCGCAUGCAGCAGAUGCAGCAGCUCCACCUGCGCACCCUCAGCCUGCGGAGGCAGCUGCAAACUCAGAUCGAAUGUUGACAUUGAAUCUCUAUCGAAACGUUCGGCCUUGCACAAUACUUCUGAGGUUCUUAUUUUCCGCAUGGGUUUACGUGGGGCUGAGGGUCACACUGUUCAAAUUGCCAAUAGAGAAAAAUAUAGGAAAUACCAAGACAGGCUAAUAAGUUUUCAGUCUUGUAUAUUUAUUUCUAACUCUUAAACCAUGAUUUUACCCUUUUUUGCGCUGUUAGAAUUGUUUCUUGUGUGUGCUGCUGGAACGAGACCAUCAUUUCAUGUACAAGAAAUAAGAAAUUAAGCAAAGCAUAUAUUGGGGAACAGGGUGGAGUGUGAUUAUAUAAACACAUAAGCCUGCAUAAGGCAAAUUUGCACUAAAAACUGUUGUGUUAAUGAUGUUUUUAAAUUCCAAUGAAUGUGUAUAAAUGUGUAUGUUUUAUUUCAGCUGCUUAAAAUUGCUUUAUGUGAUCAACAUAUCUUGAAACUUUGACCAAAUAUCGCCAUGAUAACGUGUCAAAAUAGCUCUGCUUCUGAUUUACAUCUAAAUUCUAAUUCAAAGUGUCGUUAUGUCAGGGAACAAAGUUUGUCGAGUUCUUGGUUUGUUGGUUUUUCUGGAAUCUUUGUGCUUCUUGCAGAAUUUGCUCUGCAUUUUUCCCUUGAGUGAUAAAGAGCACAUGUUCACACACGGACACUGAACUGCUGAAAGACUGUAAAACGUGUAAAACACUUUAAACCAUGAACUUCUCUCAAUGUUCCUAACUUUCCUCUUCUCAAUGCAGUUGGUUUAACUGCAUUUCCUGCACUCAAAGACCCUGAAUGUUAAUUUAAACAUUUCCUUCUCAGUGUUGUGUGGACCAGUUGCUGAGCUCAGUGUUUCUCUGUUACUGAUCAGAAACUGCUCUUGUCUGUGGUUUCUCCAGCCAAGUUGUCUGUAACUAUAUGAUCUCAUUGGACAUGGUGAGCCCGACACUUUCCACUAGCAUACUGUGCAUUAUGUGAACAGAACUGGUGGAUGAAUGAUUUCAUUCAGUUGUGGAGGCUUUGAUUUUUUCAGUUACUGUCACUUUGCAUAGUGACAACGGACACGGGGAGAUAUUGACAGUAAGUCACAUUUGAGGCUUCAGAUUUUUGUGCCAAGUUUGAUAAGAGGCGAUUUUAGACUAAGUAUGAUUUCCCAGAGCCAUGUAUUCAGAUUUCAUGCGGCCAAGCCGGAGGUACCUUGUGACAUGGUGUCAUUGCAUAAGCUGUAAGUGCACAAACUCUAUAAAUAAAAGUUAUUGCAGUGAAA